AGCGAAAAUAUCCUCCAACCUUAUCCCCCUCCUCCCCUUUUCCCGCUGCCCUCCUAAAAGCGUCAAUCGGUGGGUGGUGGGAGCUCGAGGUUCGUUAAUGGCGUGCACCUCAAAACCUUUUUUCGUCCUUAGAACCCGAGCUCUUCCUCUUCUUCCUUCCACCUUCAAGCCAAUCAUUCAUUUAAACCGCCCUAACCAGAGGACAGCAGCGCCAUUCACGACUCCCGUGUGGUCUCAACUCAAAACCCCGAAAGAAACCGAUGGAACAACAAAUGGACGUGCACCCAGUAAGAUAAUCCUCAAGAACGCGCCUCCGCCCGCGCCCUCGCUCUCCGAAGCUAACGCCGGAGAUGGAGAAAUUGGGGCCAAUCCGAAGCAAGGCUCUGGAAUUCCGAUUCCUGGGUUCGCGAAGAAGGUGCCGAGAAAGGUGCUGGCUCUCCUGUCCAACCUCCCGUUGGCAAUUGGAGAAAUGUUUUCCAUCGCUGCCCUCAUGGCUGUUGGCACUGUCAUAGAUCAGGGCGAGAAGCCAGAAUUCUAUUUCCAGAAUUUUCCAGAAGAUAGUCCUGUAAUGGGGUUCUUGACCUGGAGAUGGGUAUUAGGCCUUGGUUUCGACCAUGUGUAUUCAUCCCCUCUUUUUCUAGGAAUGCUGGCUCUCCUGGCUGCAUCACUCAUGGCGUGCACCUAUACAACACAAAUUCCUUUGGUCAAAGUUGCACGAAGAUGGUCCUUCAUGAGCUCAGCUGAAGCUAUUCGUAAGCAGGAGUUUUCGGACACUCUACCGAGAGCAUCCAUUCAAGAUUUGGGAGUUAUUCUGAUGAGUGCAGGAUACGAGGUGUUCUUGAAAGGGCCAUCUUUAUAUGCUUUCAAGGGUUUGGCUGGUCGAUUUGCACCCAUAGGUGUCCAUAUUGCAAUGCUGCUUAUUAUGGCAGGAGGGACCCUUAGUGCUGUUGGCAGUUACAGAGGCUCAGUUACUGUUCCUCAAGGACUCAACUUCGUUGUAGGAGAUGUAAUGAACCCAACUGGUUUUCUUUCAAAUCCCACACGAUUUUUUAACACAGAAGUUCACGUGAACAAGUUCUAUAUGGACUAUUAUGACAGUGGUGAGGUUUCACAAUUUUACACUGACCUCUCUCUCUUUGACUUGGCGGGUAAAGAAGUGAUGAGGAAAACAAUCAGUGUGAAUGACCCACUGAGAUUUGGUGGUUUUACAAUCUAUCAGACAGAUUGGGGCUUCUCUGCUUUGCAAGUCUCAAAGAAUAAUGAAGGACCUUUCAAUCUGGCAAUGGCUCCAUUGCAGAUAAAUGGAGAUAAAAAGCUUUAUGGGACAUUUCUGCCUCUAGCAGAUCCGGAGUCCUCUAACGUCAAGGGAAUUUCUAUGCUGGCACGUGAUCUUCAAUCCAUUGUCCUCUAUGAUCAAGAAGGAAAAUUUGCAGGUGUUCGCCGACCUGGCUCAAAGCUUCCAAUUGAUGUAGAUGGUGUCCAGAUCGUUAUUGAAGAUGCUAUUGGCAGUAGCGGCCUUCAAUUAAAGACUGAUCCAGGAGUUCCCGUGGUAUAUGCUGGAUUUGGCGCACUUAUGCUAACAACCUGCAUCAGCUACCUGUCUCAUUCACAGGUAUGGGCGUUGCAGGAUGGAACUACUGUGGUUAUUGGAGGCAAGACAAACCGAGCGAAGAUUGGAUUUCCAGAUGAAAUGAAUCGUCUGCUUGAUAGGGUACCAGAAAUAGUUAAUGAUAUGAAUGAUUCUGUCGCUUGAGUUUGCUUCUGGGCAAUAUGAGACAGGAAAACGCAGAAAGCAAAAAGCAUUUCAUGUUGCCUACAUGAAAAGGUGGCAAUAUUGAGUUGCAGAACAUGUGAGCACGUGAUAGGCCAUGCAGUUGGGCUGAAGGAAAACGCAUGCUGGAGGCGUUGUCCGUGGAUGGUUGAGCUUAGAAGGCAAGUAUCUCCUUUCGUCGCUGGACCAAAGGCGGCAAAGACAUUAACUACAUGCAACUCAGAGGAUAGUAUUGAUCAACUGACAGGGUCGCAGGACAUUCACCCACCUUGUGAUCUCUGAUGUGGUGAUCAUGUCAUCUAGUAUUGUGUAUUAUAAGAUGAUCUUCUCUUGGCAGCACAUACAAUAUUUACAGAUGAAAGAAAACGAUGAACAAGUGGCAGAAACAUCAACCAAAAAUAACACAUCGCGCGCAAGCCUUCAUUGUCAUAAACCUUUUGCUUAUGUCAUCCAUUCAUUUUGGCAACAGUAAUCUUCAAUGUUGUUAUGUUUUUUAUUAUUGGCAAAGCUGAUUAGAGAACAGUAUGUCUACCUUCAGGCAACAUGCAAAGGCAUCCUUCAAGUGGCAUCCAGCAUGUAAUCA
Nymphaea colorata (pocket water lily) is the source of this 2354-nucleotide messenger RNA. Its product is annotated as cytochrome c biogenesis protein CCS1, chloroplastic. The record is from RefSeq and is a predicted model, not a curated record. Bases 98 to 1753 code for a protein of 551 amino acids. The transcript is spliced from 8 exons. Lineage: Eukaryota; Viridiplantae; Streptophyta; Magnoliopsida; Nymphaeales; Nymphaeaceae.